Messenger RNA from Striga hermonthica, 1419 nucleotides. The record is from the annotation of a GenBank genome assembly. Lineage: Eukaryota; Viridiplantae; Streptophyta; Magnoliopsida; Lamiales; Orobanchaceae.
AUGGUAACACUGGCAACUAGUACCAUAGGAGUAAACUGGGGGACAGUGGCCACACACCUUCUGCCUGCCCAAAAUGUGGUCAAUAUGCUGACAGACAAUGGUUUUGAUAAGGUGAAGUUGUUUGAUGCGGACAGGAGCAUAUUAGAAGCGUUGUGUGGGACCAACAUUCAAGUCAUGGUUGCGGUACCCAAUUACAUGCUGGAGGAGAUUAGCCUCGACCCAGGUGCUGCUACAUCAUGGGUGGAAGAUAACAUUACAGCUUAUGCUUAUCCUGGAGGUGUCAACAUCAGGUAUGUAGCUGUGGGAAACGAACCCUUUCUCAAAGCCUACAACGGCACCUACUUGAAACAGACGCUGCCAGCACUGAGAAACAUUCAGGAAAGCAUCAACCGGGCCGGGCUCGGUUCACAAAUCAAAGCAACCGUACCCUUCAACGCCGACAUCUACAACUCCCCCGACUCUAACCCUGUUCCCUCCGCAGGGGACUUCAGACCCGAAAUACGCGAUCUCGCGGUCCAAAUCAUCCAGUAUCUCUACUCGAAUGGCGCCCCUUUUGUGGUCAACAUCUACCCCUUCCUGAGCCUCUACGGGAACGCAUACUUCCCUCUAGACUAUGCCUUUUUUGAUGGAACCAACCGGCCCUUAAGGGAUGGCAGUUACGUCUACACAAAUGUGUUUGACGCAAAUUUCGACACCCUGGUCUGGUCUCUCGCCAAAGCGGGAUACCCAGACAUGAAGAUCAUAGUUGGUGAGGUCGGGUGGCCAACGGAUGGAAACAAGCAUGCGAACAUUCAGAACGCAAAGAGAUUCAAUGAGGGGCUAAUCCGGCAUGUUCUGAGCGGAAAAGGGACUCCAGCUAGGGAAGGGAAAAUAGAUGUUUAUCUAUUUAGCCUAAUAGAUGAGGAUUCAAAAAGCAUCGAGCCUGGUAGCUUCGAAAGGCACUGGGGUGUGUUCGAGUUUGACGGAAUGCCCAAGUACGAGCUGGAUUUGUCGGGCACGAGGAAAAAUGAGGGUUUGAUAGCCGUGCAGGGUGUGAGGUAUAUGGCAAGGAGGUGGUGUGUUCUGAACCGUAGAGUGAAGGACACGAAUCUGGAGCUCCCGGGGAAUGUGGAUUACGCAUGCAGCUUGUCCGACUGCACGGCUUUGGGGUACGGUUCGUCGUGUAACCACCUGAGUGCGGAGGGGAAUGCCUCAUAUGCUUUCAACAUGUACUAUCAGCUGAAGGACCAGCACGAGUGGGAUUGUAGCUUCUCAGGGUUGUCUACAAUCACAGACGAGGACCCUUCGGAUGAUAGGUGCCGAUUCCCAGUGAUGAUUGCUUGCAGUCAUUCUAUGUUGAUGAAGAAAAAAAUGGUGAAUAUUUUGGUCGUUGUUCUUCAGGGUUGUAUGGUGUUCCUGUUUCUUGAGUCUGAUGUUUGA